CCAGCUCGAUCCACCGCCGAUGUGCCUCUUCUUGCAUUUCGCAUUCCUUAUCAAAGCUGCCGAAUUCUUGGAGCAUAUGCUUAGUGAGAAUCGGCCAUUCAAAAUGUGGGCACGGGACCAGGGGCGGUUGAGUCACAUGCGGCGGCGCCCACCGCCCGCGGGCGCGUUCCUUCCUCGUCCCGACUUCUUAACAGAGCUGCCCCAGCUGUCAUAACCGCCUUUCAAUCCGGCGCAAUGCUCAAAGCCAACUACUCCACCGCUCCCGAUGCUUCGCCAGACCUGGGCGCUGCACACGUCGACGACCAGAUCCCCUCCUCUGAGGAGGACGAGCCCAGCAGCGACUCCUCCGACCGCGGAAGCCAUGGCGAGCGCUUGACACAAGAAGACAGCGGCGCGGCUGGGGGGGUACAAACGACUGCUGGUACGAGUCUGGAGGAGGACGAUAAUGGCGCGUCCGACGAUGCACCAGGAGCUGGCUUGCUCCCGCGCGAUAAGCAGCGCCGGACCGCCUUCUACGACUACCACUCUGAGAAGCAGAUGAGCCACUCUGAAGCGAAGCAGUUCUAUCAGCGGCACCAAUUGGAGAGCCAGUACGGCGGGUCCCAGGCCGGCGAUGGAUACAGUCCAGUCAUUCGCGCAAAGACCUUUCCCGCCCACUUCGGCGGCGGUGAUGGUGUCGAGUUCCUUAGCAGGGCGGACAGCAUCCGCUCGCGGAGGAGCAAUGCUAGUACUGCGAAUCAGGGCCAACGGCCGACGCUUCCUAUCGGCAUGUCACAGGUGGAUCCGUCACAGGAGCCACGUCCGCACAUGACUCCAUAUGUGACAAACCACCAAGCUAGCAAGGGCGACACGGGCAUUUUACUCCAGGCCGACCAGCGAGCUAGAGAUCAUUCAAAACAUCCCACCCUUCCCCACGAACCUAAACCUUUACUUGCGGAAGAGGGCAUCCACGGUGCUGGCGCUGGCGUGGGAAUUGGAAGCGGUGCAGGAGGCUUCGCCAUGUCAGACUCAAGUGUCACGGCUGAGCUCAGCGCCAUUUACACCAAUGUCCAGAAGGUCCUUGACAUACGACACAAGUACAUACGCCUUUCGCUACAGCGCAAUUUCGACAAUCCCAAGGACGACCCUUCUUGGCCCAUCUACCCCCCUCACCCGGAGCCGGUAUGGAACGACUAUCUAAAGGAACGCCACAAUGCAACGGGUAGUCUGCAGAACAGCGCGAUUCUCGACCCCGCGGAGCCCCCGGCUAAGCCACCUAGGAAAAUGGGCAAGGAUAUCGGUGAAGACUUCGACAAGAAUGACCUUCUACCGCUGCCAGGAGCUUCAGAAAUGUCGUUUCGUUUGGAUAGCAGCGGCGUCUUCCAGGUCUAUGAGACCUCCAAAUCGGCCGAGCUUGAUACGCCCAUUGUCGCUAUACCCACGCUGCGGGAGUAUUACAUGGAUCUAGAUGCUAUCCUCGAGAUAUCGUCGGACGGGCCAAGCAAGAGCUUUGCUUUCCGGCGACUGCAGUAUCUAGAAGGGAAAUUCAAUCUCUACUAUCUUCUGAAUGAGUAUCAGGAAAUAGCGGACAGCAAGAAGGUGCCGCACAGAGACUUCUACAACGUCAGGAAGGUCGAUACCCACGUUCACCAUUCGGCAUGUAUGAACCAAAAGCAUUUGCUGCGCUUCAUCAAAUCUAAGAUGAAGAAAUCUCCCGACGAAAUAGUCCUCUUCCGCGACGGCAAGCAUCUCACUCUGAAAGAGGUUUUCGAAUCGAUCAACCUGACUGCAUACGACCUUAGCAUUGACACAUUGGAUAUGCAUGCUCACACCGAUUCGUUCCACCGCUUCGAUAAGUUCAAUUUGAAAUACAAUCCAGUUGGGGAGUCUCGUUUACGAACGAUUUUCCUGAAGACCGACAAUUUCAUCAAGGGUCGAUAUCUUGCGGAGAUUACCAAAGAAGUCAUCUCAGAUCUCGAAUCCAGCAAGUACCAGUUCGUAGAAUGGCGGAUCUCCAUCUACGGCCGCGACAUAGACGAGUGGGACAAGCUCGCCACAUGGGUCGUCGACAACAAGCUCUUCUCGCCCAAUGUGCGGUGGCUCAUACAGAUUCCUCGCUUAUUCGAUGUGUACAAAGCGACGGGCUUGAUGGACCACUUCGAGCAAGUGGUCGUCAACGUGUUCCAGCCUCUGUUCGAGGUUACCAGGGAUCCGAGUAGUCACCCCAAUCUCCACAUCUUCCUACAAAGAGUCAUCGGCUUCGAUAGCGUUGAUGAUGAAAGUAAGGUGGAACGACGCGUCUACAAGAAGUUCCCCUUGCCGAAGGACUGGUCUACGAACCAGAACCCACCAUACAGCUAUUGGAUGUACUAUCUGUUCGCCAACAUGGCGUCAUUGAACGUUUGGCGGAAGCAGCGCGGUUUCAACACUUUCUUGCUUCGACCUCAUUGUGGUGAAGCUGGUGAUACCGACCAUCUUGCCGCCGCCGUUCUCUGCGCUCAUAGCAUCAGUCAUGGUCUUCUCUUACGCAAGGUGCCUUUUCUGCAAUACAUCUUCUACCUUGAGCAAAUUGGAGUUGCCAUGUCUCCGCUCAGCAACAACGCCUUGUUCCUAGCGUAUGAGCGCAAUCCCUUCCUGAGCUAUUUCAGACGCGGUCUGAAUGUUUCCCUAUCCACGGAUGAUCCGCUCCAAUUUGCCUUCACGAAGGAGCCCUUGAUCGAGGAGUACUCGGUUGCGGCGCAGAUCUACAAGCUCAGCGCAGUGGAUAUGUGCGAACUUGCAAAGCAUUCUGUGGAACAGAGCGGCUUUGAGCACCCUAUCAAGCAACGUUGGUUGGGCGCCAAUUAUCAUCUGCCAGGCGUGGCCGGCAAUGACAUGGCCAAGUCCAAUGUGCCCAGCAUUCGUGAAGCUUUCAGGCAUGAAACGCUAACACAGGAGCUUGCUAUGAUCGAGCGCUACACCCGCGCUUCGCAAACAAGCGGCAACGCUUUGACGUCGUCGAACCUUCAGCAGCCUUCAACAAUCAACCCACAAACGCCCAUAUCCAACCAAGCCACCCAUCCUGGCUCUCCAGUGGCCUCUCUCCACACCCACCCCUCAACUGCUAACCUCCCUGAGCAAGCACACCCCUUCUCCGCCCUGCCACCAGGCGCCAUCCAAGGUUCACAGCAAUCACCCCUCUUCCCUAUACAACAAGCCCGGAUGAACCCCACAGGAUCGGCCGCCGACAUUCCACAUGCUCAAACACAGCCAACAUCUCCCACCCAGCCAAAGAACAUGGACGGCUUCGAGCGUCCCCGCCGCUCAUCCAGCAUGAUUAUGAAUCCGGGCGGUGGCGCACCACCACAACCUUCUGGCGGCGCAGGGACUUCACAAGCUGGCUCUCAGCAGCCCUUCCCUGCGGCCGAUGAGAUGCUGCACAGGACUACGAGCACCGUCACGCUUGAAGGCAUGGAGCCGAGGAUGUUCCCCGGUGUGGUCAGCAGGAGACGGAGGAGUAGUAUGCGGAGCAGUACCAUGGAGGAUGGGGAGCCCGCGCACUCGGGGUUUAGACGGGGCGAUGCGGGGUCAGUGGUUGAAGAGAAAGAUACCGAUGAUGAGGAUUACUAGAUCUCACGUCGAUAGUUGACAAUUUUGACGAGGAUGAUGAGAUGCCAAGGCGUCUUGGUUUCGGACCUGGUGGUAGUAGAGCUUCUUUGCGACAUUUUACGGAUAUGCCAAUGGCAAGACAAAACUGUGACAGCGACACGAUCUUCCGGGAUAUGGUUUGGGUGGUUGGGCAGGACUAGAUUCAUGUUAUGCACCAACUGUAUUCACCAUCGCUCAACCGGUAGGAAGCUAGGUAGAUAGAAAGGAUAAUAUACAUCAAAAUUUUCAUUCCAAAUCAUACACAGUCUCAACGACGACGCAAAUGAAAUUUCGAGCAUGGAUGAGCCUAUUUCUUUUCGAGAGUGGAUAUAGUCGACACAAAAGAAGAACCGCGCGGGCCAAUCCAAUCAAUCCCAGCACACUCCGCGCUUUGCACCUUUUUACCCUACUGAUCUGUACGAAGAAAGUCGCAAAGUAAACCAACUCUACCUUCCUCCUUCCCCUACG
Trematosphaeria pertusa is the source of this 4074-nucleotide messenger RNA. Its product is annotated as AMP deaminase. The transcript is spliced from 4 exons. Gene Ontology annotation, biological process: IMP salvage; AMP metabolic process. The record is from RefSeq and is a predicted model, not a curated record. The coding region runs from base 235 to 3588 and encodes 1117 amino acids. Gene Ontology annotation, molecular function: AMP deaminase activity. Gene Ontology annotation, cellular component: cytosol. Lineage: Eukaryota; Fungi; Ascomycota; Dothideomycetes; Pleosporales; Trematosphaeriaceae.